AGCACGAGAUUGUCUCUGGGGGAAGCCCACCCCAGGAUCUGGUGUUUGUUGGUCUCUUCCACAGAGCGCUGGAGUCUCAGCCGCUCCGGAUCAGGGGGAGGGGCCAGCUGUGAAUUUGGAGCCUGAUCUAGGUUUGGAUCUGAAUCCGCCAGUGUUGCGGAGCGUUCAGCUGUGGGGAGCUAGUUCCCGCCCGCGCCACAUCACAAUGUGCCACUCCUGCCGCCCCAAUCUCCUCCCUGGCUCUGCACCUCGCCCCCUGCACCUGGCAUAUCAAUAGCGAGCUAGGCCUGACCACCUCCAUCACCUUUGCUGACCCCAUCACUUCCAUAGGGAAUGGCACUGAGGAUGCCAGGGGAACAGGCAUUCUCAGGUUGCCAGGAGCCAUUGUUCUAUUUACCAAGACAGUCCGAUGCCAGGACAGUGCCCCUGAGCUCUGGAGAGGGCUAGGGCUGCAUUAGGACACCUGCCGUGCAGCUGCUGGAGAGUCAGCAGGAGACAUUGAGAUGGCUGAAGAAGCCCCCAAGGACUCCUCAAUGCCCAUCGGUGCCUGGGUGGAGAGGAAACCUGCCCCAUGGGAGAGUUGGCAAAAGAUCCCACAGCAGAAGCAGGAGCUGUGUGUGCCUCAGCCCUUCCGUGCCAAUUCACCAUCCUAUUGCAACGCCUGCUUUAGGAGGAUAGACUGGGAGGAGAAAGAGGCCCUGGAGAACAUCAACGCCUUUCUCACAAGCAAUGAACAGGACGAGGCCAAGAAACUCAAGUUCUUGGAUUCCAUCAGCACCCUCAGCAGCCUGCCUGCUUUUAUGGACAAAGGCCUGCUAGUGGAGAAGAUAAAGGAGCUGAUUGAUCACGAGUCCGUCGACUCCCUGACCGGCGUGAUGCGUCAGCAAGCAAUGCUCGCCAUCAUGAAGCUGAGCAAAAUGAAGCUACCGCUGCUGGUCCUGACACGACCCAGCCUGCUCGCCACCUGCUUCUCCAGCAUCUUCUCCCUGCCUCCAGCACACACCAUGGAGGAGGUGGAGGCUGCUCUCUGCACCAAAACUCUGAAAACCAUGGAUGAGAUGCUGAAGGCCUUGGUGUGCAAGGAUCAGGAGCCCAACCUUCUGGCGCUGCAAAUCAUCUUGAAGGUCCUGCUCCCCUGGACCACAUCCAAGGAGGUACAUGAGCGGCUGAGGGCAGUGGGAAGGAUCAGGUGGCUGAUGGAAUUCAUGGGGUCUCAGUGCAAAUUCCAGGAAGUGGAGGAGUUCAGAGUCCUGGGCCAGCUGGUGGGGUGUCUCACUCUGUGCUGUGUGGAGCAGGAGCAGGAGAUCUGGCAAUCGGCUGUGGAGGGACUUCACCACCUCCUCUCCUUCAUGCAGCAGCUAAAAUCCAAAAUGCUGGUGAAGCACGGUGCAAAGUAUCGGCAGCUUCUCAAGGACAGUCAAGUUGAGAGAGCCUUCUGGGUCACCAACAUCAGCAAUAUCACAUCGCUGUUUGGGAAUUACUUCGACCCGUCCGAGAGCAUGGACUUCCUCCUCGUUGCUAUCAACAGCAUGAGAGACUCCAGCGUCCAUGACGCAGUGACGGCCAGGAACAUGCUGCAUACGAUCCUGAAGGUUCCCGGCCUAGGCUUGGUGAGGGUGUCAGAGGCUGUGAGGAGCAUUCAUAACCACCUGGACUCCAUCAGCGAGCCACUUGCCCGGCAGGAGCUGCUCAGGGCCCUUCUCCUGCUGGGCUCCCAGUUCAGCGAGGAGGUGGUCGGAACCCUGCUGGGCUACUCACUGUCAUGUGACAGUGUUGCUGCGGAGAUGUGGAAGAUGCUGACAUCCCAGCCCAAGAGCACAGAAAAGAUCCUUAGGGAGCUGGUCAGCAGGCUGCAGGGGCCAGCUCCGCGACAGCAUCAGCUCUCUCAGAGACCGGCCGGCGUCGCCUCCUUGGCCGCCACAAGAGCCCUAUAUGUGAUCCUGCAGGAGCAGGCCUGCAGGCAGGAGGUGAAGGAGCUCUUCCCUCAGCUCUACGUCGCGCUGCUCUUCCACAUCACCCACACAGUGCAGCACACUGCUUCGCAGGAGAGGGAGCAUAACCAGGAGGACACGGCCGAACCCCUCAGCCCCGUCAGGUUCGCGGUGAAGGCCAUGGAAGCUUUGCUUCUAUGCGCUGACUACAAGCAGCAGGCCUCCUUCAUGAUGAGGCAUGGCCGCUCGGACCUGCUCAUGAGCUCCGACACGCACCACAUAGGCGUCUGCCUGCUUGCUCGGGCCAUGGUUUGGCUCAAUUUCCAGGAGCGAAACUGGAUUUUCCACCAUCUCAUGGCCAUCCUCAAGUAUCAGGACGAUAGGCGGUACGUCCCAGCCAUGGCGCUCUUCAUUCAGCUCCUCAAGUGCCCUGACCUUGACAACGAGCUGGAAGACGCCAUCGUGGAGGAGAUGAGCAGGCUGCUGAGAGACCCCAAGACCGUGGUGCGCUGGUUGGCGCUCAAAGGCCUCCUCAAUCUGGCCCUUCGCCCAGAGAAGGUGGGGAAACUCCAGCAUCUGCUGCCAGAUGUCCUGGAGCGACUCCAGGAGGUAGACAGAGACCUCAUCCACAAGGCCAUCGCCGUGCUGAAACACCUCCUCCCCGGCAUGGACAGGCAGAGCGCUAGCCGCGUUGCUGUGCAAGUGGCUGCGCAACUCCUGCCGUUGUUUGACGAUGUAAGGCCUGGCAGCUCACAGGAGAUCCCAUCAAACUGCAGACAUGUGACCAGCAAGCUCCUGGUGCUCUCCAUCACCCUUUUUAAAGACCUGCUGGAGCUUGUAAGGGGGCCCAACCGGAGCGAGAUGAAGGAGCAUGUGCUCCAGAUCCUGGUCCCACUGCUCCUCCUCGUGCAUGAUGAGCGUCCCAGCAUGUCCCAGGUGUGUUGGGACACCCUCAGCAGUGCCGCCCAAUUCCUGAGGUGGCACCAGCUCAGUGGCCUCAUCCAGCACAAGGAAACCUGGCGAAGCUGUGACUGCCUGGUGACGCGCUACAACGGGAGAGCUGAUGACUUCCUGGGCCAGACCAUGGCCUUCCUGCAGCACCCACAGACUCCAGUUAGGGAAGCAGCCAUCAGGUUCCUAGGGCUCACUGCCCGGCAGCUGGACCAGGGGAGCCAGGACAAGCUGGACGCCAUCUGCGACAACCUCAAAGGCUUGCAGCAGGACAGCAUGUCCUCAGUCCAAUGCCUGGCUUCUCAGACCAUCUUCAUCCUGGAGGCCUUCAAGAACCAGCCUCCAGCCUGCUGCGGCCUAUGGACAUAGCCAGCUCUGUACCUCUCGGCCUAUGGACAUUGGUCCAUAGGAUAACAAGAAUGUGCACUGCGGAGAGCCAGCUCAUUGAAGCUGCCCAGCUGCCCUUGCUCUGGGAACAGCCAGCCUCCCUUCUCUGGGGGCUUGGUGCAUGAGAGCCCACCUGGAGCAAGGUGGAACACAUGGCUUCUUCCCAAUUGGCCGCCUGCGCUGCCCAGCCAUGUGAGUAGUUAACUGCUCAAUAGCUUUCAUCAUCAUGUACUUUUUGACAGGUUUCCAUGCACCGUGUUGCAUUUACGUCCUGCCCUCCGUCCCCAUUUCCAGUCGUGUACAUUUUUAUGCCGUCGGCCAUUUUGAAAAUUUAUUUUGUAUUAUUUUUCUGUUUGGCCGGGGGAAGGUUGUGUGCUUGUGUUUUGACAUAUUUAGAGAAAAAGUACAAAUGAGUAGAAAGAGAGGCUGUAAAGGGUUUGCAGUCCCCCCCCAGGCCCCACCGUCUGUCCAUCUGGGUGGGAGACCACACCCCUUGCUAUGAUACUUCCGGGUACGGUGGUUCAGGGGAAAAUUAGCUCAGUGUUAAUGGCUCUAGCCUGCAGUCAGGCCAAGUAACGGU
This is a messenger RNA of Mauremys mutica (yellowpond turtle), 3849 nucleotides long. Its product is annotated as maestro heat-like repeat-containing protein family member 7. Gene Ontology annotation, cellular component: cytoplasm. The transcript is spliced from 23 exons. The record is from RefSeq and is a predicted model, not a curated record. Bases 504 to 3251 code for a protein of 915 amino acids. NCBI's taxonomy places the organism in Eukaryota, Metazoa, Chordata, Testudines, Geoemydidae.